AUGAUAGAUAUUAAAAAGUUUAUUAAAGAUACUAGUAAUAUCCCAGUGAUUAUUUAUGGUUCAUCGGGGAAAACAAGACUGCUCACAGAUUUAUAUAAUGAUGCUAUUGUCAUUGAUGCAAGGGAGGUUGUUGAUAUUAGAACAUUGAUUGGAUUUUAUAAAGUCAAAGAUUAUUGGAUUGUUUAUGAAAGUGGUGUGCUUAUUAAUGCUAUGAAUGCAGGAAAAACGAUAAUUUUCAAGCGAAUUGAUAAUAAUUAUGAACUUCUUCAGUUGCUGAUUCCUGUAAUUAGUAACAGAUCUAUUGUUAAUGGAUUAAAUGAAGAAGUUAAGGCUAACAAUAAUUUUAGAAUAUUGUUUACGUCAGCAACUGAUCUUAAAAUAAAUGAUACUGUAAGUUUUGAGUAUAAAAUUGAAAAGGAUGAAAUUCUAUUAAAUAUUGAUGAACGGAUAAAGAAAGUAAUAGAUGAUUUUAAAAUUAAUAAUUUAACGCAUAGACAGUUAUAUAGAUUAAGCGAUGUGAAUUUGGUUAAUAAUUUUAGUUGUUAUCAAUCAGUAGUUAAUAUACUUUUAUCUCCACUUUUGGUAAAUAGUAUAAUUUCUAAUGAUAGAAUGGUCACAAAUUUAUGUAAGAUGAAUAUUAAAAAGUUAAAGGAUUUGUUUUACAUAAAAGACAAUGUUGAUAUUAUUGAUAAUAAGAUUGUUAAAACUAAUUCAGUUAUAAACUGCUUAAAUAGUUUAAUCUUCAAUAUUAAAAAUAAUAUACCUACAUUACUGAUUGGUGAAACGGGAACUGGUAAGACUACAAUGAUUGAAUAUUUGUGUAACUAUGCAAAAGAGUUAUUUCAUAUAGAAUCCAAGUUUAUGAUUGUUAAUAUGUCUUCUGAUUUCGAUAAACAGUCACUAAUUGGUGGUUAUCAAUCAGUUAAUAAGAAAUUAAUUAUUAAAGAAUUGUUGAUUGAUUUAAAUUUGACUGAUAAUAUUGAUAAGUUUUUGAAAUAUAAUUUAGACACUCAAAUAUGUAUUUUAUCAAAAUAUCCUAAUAAAGAACUUGCUAAUAAAGCAGUUAAUCUAUUGAAGAACAACCUUCCGUUUAUAUACAAGGAAGGUAUUUUAACUGAAGCAAUGAGGAAUGGAGAUUGGAUUUUAUUUGAUGAAAUUAACUUGGCUUCUGAUGACACUUUAAACUUAAUUAAUGCUAUGAUAGAAAAAGGAAGUUUCUUUAAUGAAGAUGGUGAAAUUGUAAAAGUUAAUAAAAACUUUAGAGUUUUUGGGUGCAUGAAUCCUUGGAAUGAUUUUGGUAAGAAAAAUUUUAAUACUGAAGUAUUUAACAGUAUUUAUUUUGAAGAUUUUUCUAACAAUAUUGAUGACAUCAGAAAAAUAGUUAAUUUUUAUCUUAAUAACAAAUUUGGUUAUGAAAAAGAGAUUACGCAAUUUAUAUAUGAUUUCAAACAAUCAGUAAACGAGAUGAAAUACAUUGGUACAUUAGAACCGGUAGUUUCAGGUAGAACAAUAUGUAGAAUGCUAAAAUUUAUUGUCUAUAAUUGUGAUAUAGAAAUAUUUAGUAUAAUUUUUGAGAGUUGUAAUUUGUUUUUGUUUACACAGUUGAAUAUAAAUUCUAGAAUGCAGGCUGUAAAACAUUUUAAUGAUUUGUUUAAGACUAAAUUUAGUUUAACUUCAAGUUCAGUUGGUAUUAACAACUUAAGUGAUUUUGAAAGUAACUUUUUUGUAAAUUUUAAAUUAGAAAUUAUCAUUAAUGACAUAUUGAGAGCUAUUGAUUUUAACAUACCGGUUUUAUUACAGGGUGCAACAUGUACUGGUAAAACAUCGUUGAUUUAUGAAUUAAGUAGGAAAUUUAACAAGAAUGUUAUAAGGAUUAAUAAUCAUGAACAUACGGAGUCUUCUGAUUAUUUAGGAAGAUACAUCAAUAAGAAUGGUGAGUUUGUUUUUGAGUAUGGUCCUCUUGUAAAAGCGAUGAUAAAUGGAGAUUGGGUUUUAUUAGAUGAGUUAAACCUUGCCUCAUCAGAUGUUCUUGAAGUACUUAAUAGGGUUCUUGAUGACAAUAAAGAAAUUUACAUACCUGAAACUAAUGAAAUUAUUAAGAGCAGUAAGGAAUUUAGAAUAUUUGGUACACAAAAUCUUAAUUAUGGUGGUAGACAUGGAUUAGCUAAAAGUUUUAGAAACAGAUUUAUUGAAAUCACAUUUAAUGAUAAAAGUGGAGAUGAAAUUAAAGAAAUUCUUGUUAAAAAGUGUAAUUUGCCUAAAGGAUUUGCAAAUGCAAUGGUUAAAGUGUAUGAAAAACUUAGAAGAAUUAACAGUGAUUUAAUUUCUUUAAGAGAUUUACUAAAAUGGGCUAAUAGAAACAUAGAAGAUUAUAACUCUUUGUUUAAUUAUGGUUUACAAUUAAUUUUAAGUAGACAAAGAUCAGAGAGUGAUAAGAAAGAGAUUAUUGAAACAUUUAAAAGUUCUUUUGAUGAAUUAAAGAAAUCAGUUAAUUAUACGCCCUUCAAUAUAAAUGAUAGUCAUUUAAAAGCAAUAGAAGAAUCAUUUCCUAAUUUUAUACUCACUGAUGCAAUUAAAGAGUUGAUUCAUAACAUCUAUGUUGCUGUUAAGAACAGAGAACCGAUAUUGUUAAUUGGAGAAACUGGUAUUGGUAAAACAAUGAUAUGUGAAAUAAUAGCAAUGUUAUUUAAUAGAAAACUCGACAUGAUUAAUAUGAAUGAAAAUAUGGAAGCUUCUGAUUUGAUAGGUCAGUUUGAAAUGGUUAAUGGAACAAUUGUUUGGAAUGACGGUGUAUUGAUAUCCUCAAUUAAGAAUAAUAAUGCUUUGUUAAUUGACGAAAUUAAUUUAUCAGAUGAUUCAGUUCUUGAGAGAUUUAAUAGUUUAUUAGAAUCCUCUAAAUCACUCUUUAUACCAGAAAUAGAUCAAUUAUUUGAAGCUAAAGAUUUUAUUAUAUUAGCAACAAUGAAUCCUGCUGGUGAUUUUGGCAAGAGAGAAUUAUCUCCUGCUUUGAGAAGUAGAUUUACUGAAAUAUACUUUGAAUUAUCACCAGAAGAUAAAUUUAUUAUUAUUUCUAAAUUAGGAAAGAAUAUUGAAUUAUAUAAUGAAUACAAAGAUAAGUUUUUAGAUUUAUCCUUUAAUCAUUCACUAAGAAAGUUAAAGUUAAUCUUAGAUCAUCUUAAUAUCAUUCAACAAGAUUCAAAAUUUUGUAGUUUAGAACUGACAACCAUUUGGAAUGAUUGUUUAUCUUUAAUUGGUAUUGAUUAUAAAUCAUCAAUUAAUUACUAUAAAAACUUUAAUACUAAAGAGUUUAUGUUUACUGGCUCAUUGGUUAAUUGUAAUAAGAUACUUCGUGCUAUGUAUCAUAAAAAGGGUAUUUUAUUAGAAGGGCCACCAGGUACUGGUAAAACAUCAUUUAUUCAACAUUUAGCAAAAUAUUAUCAAAAGAAGUGUUUAAGGAUUAAUUUAUCAGAAUCAACGGAAAUGUGUGAUUUAUUAGGUUCAUAUAUACCAAUGGGAAAUAACAUUCAGUUUGUGUUUUCUCAGUUUAUUAAUUACCUUAAAGAAGGUCACUGGAUCAUUUUAGAUGAAAUUAACUUGUGUUCUCAAAGUGUAAUAGAAGGAUUGAACAGUAUCCUUGAUUAUAGACAAGAAAUAAGAGUUAAUAAUCAGAUAAUUAAGGUUAAUAAAGAUUGUAGGAUUUUUGGUACUAUGAAUCCAACAGGUGUAAUGGGUCGUAAGUACUUGCCAAAAAGUUUCUUAGAUAGAUUUAUUCACUGUUCAAUUGUUGAGUAUACAAAAAAUGAUAUUUGUAAAAUUUUAAGGUUUAAAUUUGGUGAAAAUUUUAAAUUUAAUGAAAAUGCUUCUUUAAGACAUAAUAUCAUAAUUAACCAGAUGGAAAUAAAGAAAUCAAAUGACAAUGAGAAAGUUGUUUUUAGUGAUUUAGAUUUGAAAGGAAUAUAUGAAUAUUUAGACAAUGAUGUAUUUAAGAUUAAUGAUGUUGCUUUAUCUGAUGUUAAAUUAUCUAAUGAUUUAAUUAUAGUUCAAAAUCAAGUCAACAAUUUAUGUGAAGCUUUAAAAUGUUUGUUAAAUGAUAUUCCAAUUAUUCUAACUGGUAACAGAGGAAAAAUGUCUUUUGUAAAACUUUUAAGUAAUUUAAUGAAAUUUGAAUUAAUUAAUUUUUAUUGUCACAAGGAAGUUGAUGUUACUGAUUUACUAGGUCAAUUUGUUAAGAAUAACAACAAUACAAGUGAUGAAGAUUUAUUUAUCUGGAAGGAUAGCAUGAUUUUAAAAGGUAUUAAGAAACGAACACUGAUUGUAUUUCAUCUUCCUGAAUUGGUUGAGAAAUCUGUUUUUGACAGGUUGAAUUCAAUUUUUGAAAAUAACAAAAGUCUUAAUGUUUACGAAAAGGGAUAUGAUAUUGAGGUUGAUAUUUGUGAUGAUUUUAGGGUAAUUUUGAUAUGUGAUAAUAUUGAAUUGUUAUCUAGUCCUAUUAGAGAUAGAUGUUACAAUAUAAAACUUAACGACGAGUACAAUUCAAUUGAUAUCUGUAAGAUAUUUAACAAACCUGGUUUUGACUUAAUUAAGAACGUAAAGAAUAUUAAUGAAUGUAAAUUAGAAAAUAAUAAAAACCAACUAUUUCUUGAUCUUUUCUACAACAACUACAGUAAAUAUGGAUUACCAAUUGAAAAUUUUAUAAGAGAUACAGACAUUGAAAAUUACAUUAAACAGUAUAUCCCAAUUGACCAAAUUCCUACAAAAGAUAGUAAGGAAGUUGAAAAAUAUUUGAAUAUAAGAAAUUUUAUUAAUUAUAAAUCAAAAACAGAUUCUGGAGUUUUUAUUGUUUAUCUUCUUCAACAUUGUAACUUCAAUAGACCAAUUUAUUGUAGAGAUGAGUUUAGUUUGACUAAUUUAAUUAAAUGGUAUAUCGAGGACUUACCAACUAAGAAAUUUAAAGAUUAUGAGGAAUUAAUAUUCUUAAGAGAUGUAUUUUUAAAUAUUAAUUUUAUUGAUUUUGAUAAAAUUGACUCUGCUGAUAAAUAUGAAAAAGAUUUUGAAGCUAUAAUUGAUUCACCUAUCGACCCUUUAAAUUAUUACAUUGAUCAUCUUGAUUAUUCAAAAAAACUUGCUGUUUCAUUAAUUAAAGAAAAAAUGAGGUCUUUCAUUAAACAAUUGUAUAAAAAUAGAAAGUUAGUUGAUUUAGACAUUAAUUAUUAUUUAAAUAGAAUUGAAGAAACGGUAAUUAAGCAUGAUAAACAAAUUGAGGAAACCAAAUUGCUUAUUGAAAGUAGAGAUUGGAAAAUUUUUAGAAAAAAUGUUGAUUUUAGUUUGUGUGAGUAUUUAGGUAAUAAUGUUUUUAGAAGAGAGUUUAGUAAAUUUGAUGAUAUCUUAUCUUAUAAGCUUUCAUUAUUAAUUAAACAUAAGGAUGAAUGUGAAAAGUGUGUAAGGCGAUUGAGUAAAGAUUUUACUAAAGUGAUUUCAUUGAUUGAAAAUAAUAUUAUUUCAAAUAUAAUUUUAAAUGAAUAUAAUAAGUAUGUUUUUGAUAAAUUAAAUAACGAAGAACCUAAACCAUUUGAAUUAAUAUUAGAAACUUUAAUAACAGAAGAAAAUAAGAGUAAUAACAAUAAUCUUUACAAAAUAGAGAAUAAUGAAAUAGUAAAAUCAGACAAAUUAUUUAAUAAUGUUAAUAUUGAUAAAUAUAUGCAAGAUUGCUUAAAGUAUAUUUUCCCAUCUAAAACUUCAUACAAGGUUAUGGAGUUUAGAGAAAAUAAGAUAACUGUAAGUUAUGACUUUGUUAAAGAAUACCAGCAGUUAAAUAAUUUAUCAAUCUAUUCAACGAUUGAUUCAAUAAGUAAUGUAGUUAACUUGGAUAAUAAUAAGAUCUUUUUAACUUCGAAAAUCUUCAAUUAUGAACCUAACUAUAAGUAUUAUUUGUUUUUACUCUUUAAUAACAGUAAUCUCGAAUCACUAGAAGAAUAUUUAUUAAGUUCUUCAGUUUAUGAAUUUAUUGACAAAUUGAAAUUAACUAUCAAAUUUAUUGAAAAUAGAAUUAAUUGUUUAACUUUUAAUGAUUUAAUGAUAAAAAACUUUAUUUGUUUAUAUGCAUCACUUAAUUUGUUGGAAAAACAUGAAAAUAUUGUUAAAAAGUCAAAAAUUGAGUUGAAAAACAACCCGAAUGAUUAUAAAAGUAUCAUUGCUAAUUAUAAAGAUAGGUUUAUGUUACAACCCAUAACUAAAUUGUUAGAAUCACUUGAAGUAAAAAUUGAGAUAAUAGAUAGAUGUGAAUGUAAAGAUGAGGUUAACAGAGAAUCAAAACUUUAUAAUAUUUUUACUAGUAUUAGAUCAAAGUAUAAAUUAAAAGAAGAAGAAAAAAGUGAAUGUAUUUGUAAAAUAUUUAGGAGAUUGAGUAAUAGUAUGAUCACUAAGAAAAAGAGUUUGUCUAAUAUUUUUAGCAAAUUUACUGAUAAGAAUAUUGAAUUGAAAAAAGUAUAUUUAGAUAGAAAUAUUACUUAUCCAUUUAAUGUAAACGAUUUAAAUGUAAGUAGAAUGUUUUAUAUUUACAAUAGAAAUAAGAAUUUUAACAUAUCUAGAGAUAAUGAAAUUAUUGAAAUGUUAAUAUCUGAGGUAAUCAUAAGUAAGUACUUUAAUAGUCAUUUUCUUAAUUUAAUUGUGUCAUAUACAGAAACAGUAGAAGAAAUUAUCGAAGAAACUAGAGAUGAUUUAAAAAAUGGAACAGGGAUUGAAAAUAAAAAUGAAGAUGUUUCUAAAGAAGACAUACCUGAUGAGUACAAUGCCAAUAAUUCAGUUGAAGAAGAAUCUGAAGCACAAGAAUUAUCUAAUAAAGGUGAGUCAGAAAAUAAUAAUGAAGAAGAAUUAAAUCAAAAUGAAGAACAAGAUCAAAAGAUAAUUGAACAAGAAUCUUCUAAUACAGAUUCAACAAAAGAAGAGGAUGUUUUUAAUUUAAAUGAAGAAGAAGAUGUUGAACCAGAAAAUGAUUCUAAAGAAGAAGAUUUUGAAUUAAAAAAUGAUUUUAAAGAAGAAGAUAUCAAAACAGAAAAUGAUUUAAAAGAAGAGAAUGAUAAUUUAUUUGAAUAUACUUGUAAAGAAAGUAAUGAAAUAAAAAAUAAUGAUAAAGGAGAAACAGCUAUUAAUUAUGAAAAUAAGAUUAUUGAUAAAGAAGAUAAUGAAGGGGUUGAUUUAGGAAUUGAUUUAAGAGUAAAAGAUGGAGAAAUGAAAUUAGUUGAAGAUAAUUUUAAUAAUGAAAAUGAAUUAAAAGAUUUAGAAAGUGGAGGUUUUGCAAAAAAAAUUAAAAGAGAAAUUAAUAUUGAUAAUUUUGAUAAAAAUCCGCCUGUUAAUUCACUAACUAAUUUACUUAAAACAAUUAUUGAAAAUAAUAAGAAUUCUAAGUAUAAAGGAAAUUAUAAAUCAGGUAGAAAAUUAAAUAUGAAAGCAAUUGUUCCAUACAUAGCAAGUGGGUAUACAAGAGAUAAGAUUUGGAUGAAAAGAUUAAAAGCUGAUAAGAUUGAUUUAACUAUCAGGAUUUUCUUUGAUAAUUCGCGUAGCAUGUUUAAUGAAACACUUUUAACUAACGCUUUUAAUACUUUCUAUAAAUUGAAAAAAAGUUUGUCAAUUUUAAAUGUGAAGACAGAAAUUUACAAAUUUGGAAGUAAAUUAGAGAAGAUUGAUAACGUAAAUCAAUUGAAUUUUGAGGAUACACACACUUCAGUAAAUUUCAUAAAUGAGAAAGAAUAUGAGACUGGUAUUAACAUUCUAAUAACUGAUGGUGUGUUUAGUUGUUUUAAAAAGAAUAACUUUGGAUGUCUAAUAAUGGAUGUAAAAAAUAUUUUACAAAUGACAGGUGUUACAUUUGUAGAUAACAAAAUGAUCAUUGAAAAUUAUUUAGACACUUUCCCAUUAAGUUAUGAAAUAUUAAAAGAAUGUAAAGACAUUGAAACGAAAAUAGUGAAAUUGAUUAAAAAACUAAUUUUAACCUUAAAAGAAUAA
Molecule: messenger RNA, 8001 nt
Organism: Hepatospora eriocheir
Lineage: Eukaryota; Fungi; Microsporidia; Hepatosporidae
Source: the annotation of a GenBank genome assembly